This is a messenger RNA of Leguminivora glycinivorella, 1792 nucleotides long. It is a transcript of the gene Fibp, whose product is annotated as acidic fibroblast growth factor intracellular-binding protein. Lineage: Eukaryota; Metazoa; Arthropoda; Insecta; Lepidoptera; Tortricidae. The record is from RefSeq and is a predicted model, not a curated record. Gene Ontology annotation, cellular component: nucleus.
AGUCGCCGUGUUUUUCUAUCGUACAAAAAUUAAAAUAAAUACAAAAUGUACACAGAAGUGGAUGUAUUCGUUAGUAAUUACACUCUAAUAGACCCUGAAAUAUACCAGCUAUGGAUAGAAGGUUGCUCAUCAAGUGAAGCGGUGUCCACGCUGCACCAGCGCGCUCGCCAAGCAGAUGGGCGCUCCGUGGAGCUCAUCGCCAGCGAUGUGCUGGAUCACUACAGGACAUUCGCACUUCUAGAGCGACUCCUCACAGUGCCGACCAAGCUGUCCGAGCAGAUGGUGUUCCAGAUCGACGAGGCCACCAAACAGAUGCUCAUUGAGAAGUAUUACGAGUUGGACGACGCAGUGAUCAGAGAGCUGCUCGGGCGAAAACUCUCGUCGCGGCACCGGAAAGACUUGGACGAGGUGGCGGAGCGCUCCGGCGCGCCGCUGCGUUGCUGCCGGCGGCAGUUCGAUAACGUGCGUCGCGUAUUCCGGGGAGUCGAGGAAAUGCCCGGCAACGUCGUCGCUAACAUCAGAUCUACGUUCUUAUUGUCGGAGCCGUUGGCCAAGAAGUACGGCGCCGUAGUGUUCAUAGCGUGUAUGCGGUUCGAGACCACCAAACGGAAGUUACAAUAUCUCUGCUUCAACGACUUCUACCACUGCGCUCAGUCAAUAAUGACGAGCUGGACUUAUUCGUGCACCGGCCCAGAGUAUUACGACACGGAGAUGGACCGCGAGUUCCUGCUAGAACUCAGGGAGCUCAGGAUCCUGCUGGACAAGGAGAAAGAACACAAACACUUGAUAUGUAUGCGUCUCAAACCUAAGCUGUUGGAGAAGUCAUAUCAGGAGCUGGAGCUAAACUUCAGGUUAUACACCCGAGCCCUGGUGGGUCUGGCGUGCAACCUGCACCGCGGGAGGGAACUGAGAUCACUCUUCAUCGAUCUGCUGGAGAGGUGUGUGGAGCCCCUGCGGGCGGGCGGCUGGCCGCGCACGGACUUGGCCCAGUUCCUGAGCGCGUACGAGCAGUGCGCGCUGCAGAUGGACGUGCUCAGAGAAGCGGAUUUGAAGAGCGUCUGGGAGAGAUACAUGAAGGUGGUCAGUCAGUGCUUACUGACGAUGUAUCAUGCUUAAAAAACCUGGAAGAGACAGUUUUACUACUUGACACUAUUAGUUGCUUUUACAAACUUUUUCAACCGUUGAGUACAGAAAAGCUGGGGAAUAUUACCUAUAUAGAUCUAAACACGCCACUGGCAAAAACAGUCAAUAAACUACCUUAGAGUGCACCAUUGUUAUAUUUAUUCGUAUAAUUAGGCCAGGCUAAGUUCGCAGUGAUUUUAAUACUAUAGAUUACCUAGUGUUCAUUUUAAAAGUUGCGCAGUCAAACCGUCAAAUCUCUCGUAGGUUAGGAUGGCUCUAACAAAUAAUCCGUGAAGUCAAGUCUUAUCGAUACCCUUUUUUGUUUUCGCCUAAUUUCUAGUAAAUAGAUAUUACCACACGGCCACAUUAUAAGUUCAUGUUUUUAUUUUUUCGGAUUAAAAUACUUAAUUUUAAAAUUGUGUAAGAAAAAUGAGAAACAAUUUUUAAUUAGAAAUAGUCUAUAAACUCACAGAACAUAUCCAUAAAUAAGGCGUCAAAUAAAAAAAAACUUGAAUUUUUUUUUAUUGACAUUGGUUUUUUAGACUAAAAUUAGCAAUAGGAUAGUAUGCGUGAGAGAUAAAAUAGAUGUAAGAUAUGAGAUAAAUGUAUGUUGAUUAUUUAUUGUAAACUUUUUGAGUAUUUUUAGAAAUAUAUUCUGUUUUUUCAAAUA